UUGAAAUAAUGCAUGCUCGAUUACGCGAGCGAGCGCGAGCGUUCGAUAUGCUGUGCCGGUAUCUUGCGCAAUUGCAUGAGUGCAGCUGUUAAUUGUCAGUUUUGCUUCUGCUGGAUCGGAAGACGAGUACAGAAAAAAAUUGAAGGCUUUGAAGAGCACAAACUGAAAGCAAACUUGUUUUUAGCAACAUGAAGGAAACAAGUGUUGAACUUGCUGAUUCGGGCUACCCACAAAUCGUAGUCCAUGAUGUUGAAGAACCAGGAGAUCAAGAAACAGAAAUCAAAGAACCUUUUGUUAACAGCAAUGGUAAUGCUCCAUCUGGAUCACCCUGUGGUAGCCCAUACACAACACCUCAAGGAACCCCAUUGACAGCACGGAAAGCCAAUGGAAGUAAUGGGCAUCUCUAUGUUCCUGGUGGAUCACCAAGCAAAGGUGUAGGUUAUGCACCUUUGGGGACUUCUCAAGCUCACAAAUGGGGGGGAUCAAUAUCUUCCAUACGACUGUCUGCUUCAAGAGAAGACAUUGCUGAUAUGCGUGCAGAGCAGAAAAUCCAGGGGAGAAGGGCACCAAGGGAUAGAUUCAGGUUUAUCUUCAUGUUAAUGGCCAUCCAUGGUAUCGCCACCCUGCUGCCCUGGAACAUGUUCAUCACCGCUGACGCAUAUUUUACAGACUACAAGUUUGGCAAUGUCAGUGACAAUGCUGAGUACAAGGACAAGUUUGUGAGCUACAUUGGCAUAGCAGGAUUCAUUCCCAAUGUUUUCUUCCUGGCAGUCAGUUUGUUUGUACCUCCCAAAUCUUCUCGUUUAGCCAACAUGGUUGCUUUGAACAUUAUGCUGACCCUGUUUGUUCUCACCACAAUUCUAGCCAUCAUAGACUCCUCUGAAUGGCCUGGUGCUUUCUUCGGAAUAACCAUGGCAACGGUGGUCAUUUUCAACGGUGCUGCAGCAGUCUACCAGUCAGGAAUCUUUGCCUUUGCUGCCAAACUUCCUGAUAUCUACUUGCAGAGUUACAUUGUUGGCCAGGGUCUUGGUGGUACAUUUGUAGCAGUGGUCAGCAUUACCACAUUAGCGACCACAGAUUCUGUUCAGACAGCUGGUAUUGCCUACUUCACCUGUGCUGUAGCUGUUCUGUUUUUGGCUGUCAUAAGUCUCUUGAUUGUCUACAAAUCGCCGUUUGUGAAUUACCACCACAAUGUAGCCCUGCAGGUGCUCACUGAGAAGGAAAAGGAGGCUGUGGAGGAGGCUACUAGACCCAUUACUCUCCUUUAUAUCUUCAAAAGGAUUUGGGUGGAUGCCAUCAGUGUUUGGUUGAUGUUUUUUGUGACCUUGGCUAUAUUCCCAGCCUUCAAUCUGGGGAUAGUGUCAACAUCUGAAGAAGAUGACAGUGAUUUCAUCCAGACUUACUUCACUCCCCUGACAUGCUUCUUCACAUUCAACUUUUGCGAUUUUGUUGGGAGUAUGGUUCCAGCUAUCUUGAAAUGGCCUUUUCACAGGUAUACUUGGAUUGUGUCCAACAUUCGUAUCCUGUUCUUCCCUCUAUUCGUGCUCUGCAACUACCGACCUGUGACCCGUACCUUACCAGUCUACUUCGGCGAUGCAGUCUAUAUCAUCAUUAUGAUCAUCUUUUCUCUCAGUAAUGGCUAUUUCAAGACAGUCAUCAUGAUGGAAGGCCCACAGAAAGUUCCCCCUGAGUGGGCAGGCAAAGCUGCCUCCAUGAUGGUCUUCUUCCUUGUUCUUGGCAUCUUCUGUGGUCUCCAGUUCUCUCUGUUCUUUCCUUGGUUUGUCACUGUUUUUUAAGGAUGAAGUCCAUCUAGAGAAAUGGAUGGAGAAGUUGUUGUAAACAGUACUUCUGAUUGCAAGCUGUUGGUAGUAAACAUCUGUCAGGUAUGUGUAUAGCUACAAAGUGCCAACAAAAUCCUGUUUAGAUCAUUUGCUAUUGAAAUAACAUCUUCAUUUAUUACACUUUAUUCUUCAGUGAGGUCAUAUCUAAAUCAGCUCUCUAGUGUUUACACCACCAUACAUUGCUCCUUUUGCACUUUCUAAAUUAUUUGAAGUACCAAGUUGAAGGGGACAGCAUGGUGUCAUUUCUUUAAAAUUUUAGGAAUUGAAGUUAAUACUUUGUGUUGUCAUUCAACAGCAUGCUUAUCAAAGGCUAGAUACAUCUAUGUUUUAGAGCUUGCUUAUCACACAAACUUGUAAGAUGUAAAGCAUUGAUGAAUUUUGCUGAGGCAAAACAGCCUAGACCCAAUUGAAUAGUGCCACCAAGUAAGAGAUACCACCUAGCAAAUUUAUGUGCUAUGCAAAAACCAUUGGGAAACUAGUCAUAAGAAGUGUAGAAUGGGUAGUGUUUUAGCUGGUAACCCACUUCUGCUUUGCAUAGCUAAUAUUUUUGAGUGGUACAUUGCAACAAUAUCUGUGAUAAAAUGUUAUAGCAUUGUGUUACUGUGACUCUGUUGUGGUUGACGUAUAUAUUUGGGCUUACCGUGUUCCAUUUGUUGCUAAUAGCUAGCAUACACACUGUAUAUCCCAAAUACAUUUAUUUUUCAAUAAGCAUUUCAGAUGUAGGUAAAUAUGCAGUGCAGACAUGUAGAGUAGGCAUAUACUUUUCAUGUAUAUAUUAUGUCAGAUAUCUUCAUUGUCGCUUCUUUUUUGAGCAGUUGUUUUUGUUGUGUUUUAGCUUGAAGAGGUUUCUUGGUUUUGUGUGUGUUCCUUCGUAUCCACAGAGAAUGUCAGGAUACUUCUGGAAGUAAGUUAGUGUUUGAAUAUAGAAUUCCCUGUGAUAUUUUCUUGAGAGUUAUCAAUAGAUG
Messenger RNA from Acanthaster planci (crown-of-thorns starfish), 2806 nucleotides. RefSeq names its product equilibrative nucleoside transporter 2-like. NCBI's taxonomy places the organism in Eukaryota, Metazoa, Echinodermata, Asteroidea, Valvatida, Acanthasteridae. Gene Ontology annotation, cellular component: plasma membrane. Gene Ontology annotation, biological process: nucleoside transmembrane transport. The record is from RefSeq and is a predicted model, not a curated record. Gene Ontology annotation, molecular function: nucleoside transmembrane transporter activity.